Acipenser ruthenus (sterlet) is the source of this 3095-nucleotide messenger RNA. RefSeq names its product glutamate decarboxylase 1-like. The record is from RefSeq and is a predicted model, not a curated record. Gene Ontology annotation, molecular function: pyridoxal phosphate binding; carboxy-lyase activity. Bases 220 to 1875 code for a protein of 551 amino acids. NCBI's taxonomy places the organism in Eukaryota, Metazoa, Chordata, Actinopteri, Acipenseriformes, Acipenseridae. Gene Ontology annotation, biological process: carboxylic acid metabolic process. Gene Ontology annotation, cellular component: cytoplasm. The transcript has 15 exons.
CCUAGAAACAAAUCAAAACUAAUACAUAUAUCUAAGUCCGGUUUCAAACCAGUUUGGACAACUCCAAGUCAACAUGAGAGUAGUCUCCCUAUCUCCUCCCGCCUGCACCACACACCUUAUUUAAAUCACUUGACAAGUCAGUUCUUGUUGUAAGGAAAACAAGCUCAUGUUGGUGACAUUUACUAUCCACUCAUUCAGAAGAGACAGAAAGACAUUGAUAUGGAAACCGCAGCAAGUUCAACUGAGACACUGAAGGCUGAAGGAAAACAUAAAGCGGACCCUUUAUGGCUAAAAACUCAGCAGCUUAUCAUCCCAUCAGAAAAUGAAAGCCAAGAAAGGCAAUCUGGUACUGAGAGCAGAACCACCAACUUUUCUACAAUAUAUGGCCGGGACUUGUUGCCAGCAAAGAAUGGUGAGGAAAACACUAAGCAAUUCCUCAUUGAAGUGGUCCACAUACUUCUAAACUAUGUCAGCAAAUCCUUUGACAGAAACACCAAAGUUCUGGACUUCCACUACCCACAUCAGCUCAAGGAUGGUCUUGAAGGAUUUAGUUUGGAGCUGUCUGAUAAUCCUGAAAAUUUAGAACAGCUUCUUGUGGACUGCAGAGACACCUUAAAAUAUGGAGUUAAAACAGGUCACCCUUGUUUUUUUAACCAGCUGUCAACUGGGCUUGAUGUUAUUGGAUUAGCCGGUGAAUGGCUGACAGCAACUGCCAACACAAACAUAUUUACAUUUGAAAUAUCACCAGUUUUUAUAAUGAUGGAAGAAAUCCUCCUCAAGAAAAUGUAUGAAAAGAUUGGCUGGCCAUCACAAGAGGGAGAUGGCAUUUUCUCACCUGGUGGAUCCAUAUCUAAUCUUUACAGUGUACUGGUGGCUCGAUAUUACCGGUUUCCUGAGGCGAAGACAAAAGGAAUGGCUUCUGUCCCCAGACUGGUGCUAUUUACAUCUGAACAUAGCCACUAUUCUAUCAGAAAGGCUGCUGCAGUACUUGGAAUUGGAACAGAAAAUGUUAUUUUGGUCAAAUGUAACGAGAGGGGAAAGAUGAUCCCCUCUGAACUGGAAUCGAAAAUCAUGGAAACUGAAAUGAAGCAGGGUUGUGUUCCUUUUUAUGUGAAUGCGACAGCUGGUACUACAGUAUAUGGAGCAAUUGAUCCUCUAAGUGAGAUUGCAGACAUUUGCGAGAAGUACAGACUGUGGAUGCAUGUUGAUGCAGCAUGGGGUGGUGGUCUUUUGAUGUCAAGAAAGCACUCUGUGAAACUCAGUGGCAUAGAGAGAGCCAGCUCUGUUACCUGGAAUCCUCAUAAACUCAUGGGUGCUCCACUUCAAUGUUCUGCCAUACUCGUUCGAGAAAAGGGUCUCCUCCAGCUGUGUAACCAGCUCUGUGCAGACUACCUGUUUCAGCCUGACAAACAUUACGAUGUUUCCUAUGACACUGGAGACAAGGCCAUUCAGUGCGGCAGGCACGUUGACGUCUUUAAAUUCUGGUUAAUGUGGAAGGCUAAGGGUGCAGAAGGGUUUGAAGUACAAGUCAACAAGUGUCUGGAUAAUGCUGAGUAUUUGUACAACAAACUGAAGCAGAGAGUCGAUUUUAUACUUGUGUUUGACGGCAAACCUGAGCACAGCAAUGUUUGCUUUUGGUACGUUCCACCAAGUCUGAGAGAAUUGCCAAAUGGACAAGAGAGAAGCAAGAGACUUCAUGAGGUUGCCCCAAGGAUAAAAGCAAAGAUGAUGGAAGAAGGAACAACAAUGAUUGGCUACCAGCCACAAGGAGAAAACGUGAAUUUCUUCAGGUGUGUCUUUUCAAACCCAGCCACAAGCAAGGCAGAUGUUGAUUUCCUCAUUGAAGAAAUAGUGAGGCUGGGAAACGAUCUGUGAAUGACAGCAUUUGUUUGUUUAGAGCUUAUUGAUUCUGCUUGAAAAUGGGGAUAUCCAUUGCAUUUAACUGGGCAUGUUCUUAUGGGAUCUUUCUUGAUAAGCAGAAAUCAUUUUAGUCUAUAGGUUCAAAAUGUUUAUGGUAAAGGUACUGUACUGUAAAUACAUUGUAUGACAUUGAGUAGGUAAGCAUUUGGGGUAAAAAGUUUCAAGAACUUUAACUUGUAACCAUAACUUUCUUCCAGUUUAGAUCAUUUUAGGGUUGCACUUACUGAUGGGUGCAGAACAUUACACACUUUUUCCAGGAGGUUGACUUAAUAAUCUUCCAGUUUACACAUAUUGUAUGUAUUGUAAUUACAUUAACAAAGCUGAUUAGAAAUGAUGAUGUACAUUAAGGAUCUAUAUGCAUUUUAAUAAAUGAUUAGUUUACAAAUGAUAUACAUCAUUACAAUUGGUCUGAAAAUCCGUUGUACUGUAACAAUCAUAACAGAGGUAGGAUUUGAUAAAGAAGAACCUGUAUGUCUGAUGGAAGUCAAGGGUCCAGACCGCUACCGUAGCUGUGUAAUAAAGCAGUUGUUACAAUAAGUCUUUGAUUUACCGCAUCUUAGUUAUACUGAAUUCUGCAGUAACCGCGCCCUUUGCGAAUCCAUAAAUCGGUAUUUUAUUUGAUAAACAUUUUCAUUGGGGGGCUCAACUGAGUAACCAGAAAUAUUGUGAAACCUUAGCUGAGUGUGGCAACCACAGUCUAACAUACAGCUAUGGGCAAAAGAUUUGCAUCACUCUAUAGAAUCAACUCAUUUAACUUCAAAAAGUCGAAUGAAACCUCCUGAAAUAGUGUUGCAUUAACAUAUUUAAUUACAUACCGCUUUGCAGUUUUCCAUAUGCUUAACGAAAAACUAAUAGAAAUUGACAUUUUCAAAUCUAACAUGAAAUACUGAACUACUAAUAUGGCUUCCACUAGGCCUCUGCAAUAUCAUUUUGUAGUUUCUUUGAUUGCAUGAUGUUAAAUAAAAGAUCUAAAUUUAUGUUCAUAUAGUUGUUUUUUGUGUGUGUCAAUCAUAAAUUCUAGGUGAUGCAAAACUUUUGACUAUAGCUGUACACUGUCAGCAACAACUGUACACUGAUAAACAGCUUUUGUUUAUUGCUUGUACUUCAGUGUAUACUGUAUUCAGUUGUCAUUUCCCCACUUUCAUGUAUCAAUAAAUACAAAAUUAUUAUCAUUG